ACGGGUGACGCAAUGGGAGACCCUUCACGUGAUGCCCCAGACUUCCGGCUCAAGGAGUACGGCACAUCCGGGGAUUGUGACACAGACAGUACGGCACUUCCGGUGAUUGUGACGCUUAGGGUUCGGCUUGUGCCAUGAUGGCGGACUGCCCAGCGCCGGACUCUCGCUGGUUCUUCACCCGGGAACAGUUGGAGAGCAGCCCGUCUAGGAAGUGCGGGGUAGAGGCGGACAAGGAAUUAUCGUACCGUCAGCAAGCCGCCAACUUGAUCCAGGACAUGGGACAGCGGCUGAAUGUAUCUCAGCUGACCAUAAAUACCGCCAUCGUUUACAUGCACAGAUUCUAUAUGCAUCAUUCUUUUACCAAAUACCACAGAAAUAUAAUGUCUCCUACUGCGUUGUUCCUGGCUGCCAAAGUAGAAGAACAGCCACGAAAACUUGAACAUGUUAUUAAAGUGGCCCAUGCCUGUCUUAAUCCUGUAGAGCCACAGUUGGACACAAAAAGUGAAGCUUACUUACAACAAGCGCAAGAACUGGUAACACUUGAAACUGUAUUGUUGCAGACCUUAGGUUUUGAGAUCACUAUCGAGCACCCUCAUACAGAUGUCGUAAAAUGUACCCAAUUAGUAAGAGCAAGCAAGGAUUUGGCCCAGACUUCCUAUUUCAUGGCUACCAACAGUCUGCACCUCACUACAUUCUGCCUUCAAUACAAGCCAACAGUAAUAGCAUGUGUAUGCAUUCACCUAGCGUGCAAGUGGUCCAACUGGGAGAUCCCAGUUUCAACAGAUGGGAAACACUGGUGGGAAUAUGUGGACCCAUCUGUUACGUUAGAGCUUCUAGAUGAGUUAACGCAUGAAUUUUUGCAAAUAUUGGAGAAAACUCCUAGUAGAUUAAAAAGGAUUCGAAACUGGAGGGCAAACCAGGCUGCCAGGAAACCAAAAUCUGAUGGUCAGCUUGAUAAUUCCCUCCUUAGUUCAUCCCUGGUGCAGAAUUCCAUUUUAGUGGAUCCGGUAUCUGGCAUGGCUGCAACUGCAAGCUUUCCCAAGGCAUCCACUACGUUUCCAGCUCCAGUAGCUUUGAACUCAGGGAACCUGCCUCUCCAGGCAGGUCACAUUCCCGAGGAAAUGGCACUACUGACUUCUACAAUGCCAAGUACAUCCUAUAAUAUGGGGUCUCAUCAUGAAUGGCCUCAACAUCAAGAGCAGCAUAGGACUGACCAAAUUUAUAGCCAGAAACCAGAAGGUGCCCUUCAAGUUCCACAUUACUUUCAGCAAGGAGCUGCUGUUCAGAUUCACACUGGGCUACAUCAUAGGUCUGAUAAAGGUUCUGAACAUUCUACUGUUAAAUCAGAACAUGCUCAUAAAUCCAACAGUGGCAAGCACCAUGGACAGGUCUAUGCUUCAUCACUGGCUAUAUCACACAAAAUGUCAUUGGACAAGUAUAGAGAGAAACGGAAGCUUGAAACUGUAGAACUUGAUUCAAGGGACCAAUAUCCUCUAGCAGGCCACGAGCAGCACAAAAAGCACAGCCAAGCAGCUGCGAGUGGUUCUGUAACGUCUCCUAUUAAAAUGAAAAUUCCUCUUGCAAAUGAAAAGACUGAAAAACACUCAUCUGAUAAAAAGGAUAAAACUGGUUCUCUGAAAUUGCGGAUACCUAUCCCACCGACUGAGAGAGGCGCAAGCAAAGAGGACUUGAAAAUGAAAAUAAAAGUAUCUUCAGCUGACAGACACAGCUCAUCCGAUGAGGGCAGCGGGAAGAGCAAACACUCAAGUCCGCACGUGAGCAAGGAACAUAAAGAGAGGCACAAAGAGCAUUCUUCCAACAGACACCACAGUAGCAGCCACAAGCAUUCCCAUUCACAUAACUUUGGCAGUGGGAGUAACAAUAGUAGCAAUAAGCUUAGCAUGGAUGGAUUGCAACCAACCGUGUUGAGGAGUCCUGUUGUCCUGCCUACUGAUGGCAGCAGCUCUAGCUCCAGCUCUUCAAGAAAGAGGCCGCAUUCCAAUGAUGCCUCAUACAACCAUCACUCCAAAAUGAGCAAAAGUUCCAAAACUUCAGGUAGUUCUACUAGUUCUUCCUCUGUUAAGCAGUAUAUAUCCUCUCACAACUCUGUUCUUAACCAUCCCUUACCCCCUCCUCCCCCUGUCACAUACCAGGUGGGCUACGGGCAUCUCAGCACCCUCGUGAAACUGGACAAGAAGCCAGUGGAGAGCAACGGCCCUGAUGCCAGUCACGAGUACGGUGCAAACAACCAGCAUAUGGACUACAAAGAUACAUUCGAUAUGCUGGAUUCCCUGCUAAGUGCCCAAGGAAUGAACAUGUGAUUUAGUUAUUUAGAUUUAUGAUAGAGAACCCCCUCCCCCUUUUUUCAUAAUUUUUAUUUAAUAAAUGUUAGUACAGGAACUGCCUGAGCUAACAUUGGUGACGUCUGUUGCGGCAGAUUCAAUACAGUUAAUAUAAGUGCUGCUUUGACCCUUCGUUCUGAAAAGAAGGGGUUCUAGUAAAUGUCUUUAUCUCCACAUAUGAUAGUAUUAUAAAUACUGUAAUCGCAUGAAUGGUGCAAAAAAAAAAAAACAAAAAUCAGUAUUUCAAAGAUUAUAUGAACAUAGGAAUGGGUGGCUGCAUCCAGGCCUAUAGAAUGCUUCAAACAUUACUUAUUUAUGGUUUUCAUUAGUGUGGCCAACAUUUCUUUGUUUAGAUUUUUGAGCGAGUGUACUUUUUUUUUUUUCUUUUGUAUAUUUAAAGUGUAUGUAUGAUUUGCAUGUCAGAUAAAGGGAUGGAAACAGACUACGCAGGCAGCUGUUUACAAGGGAGUGGAGAAUAAAUGUACAUACAUUCUUGUAUGUUUAGUUAUAACCGUACAAUACUCAGGUUUGGAGCUGCUCGAAGAAAAAAAAAUAGAUGAACUUUUAUUUUGUCAAAGUUAAUCUGUACUAAGCAUUGAUGGCUUUGUGGCGUCUCAUAAAAUCCUUGCAAUGCAAAACUGGCCUGCCAACUGUUCUUACUGGCCUUUGUGGCAUUGGAAUGGUGAAACAGUAUGGGCAAGCACAGGCCCUACAGACAGAAACUGAAACUCCCAACCUUUGACUGUCAGGGUUCUGUGAGUUGCAGUUUGACAAUGCCCAGAGGGCCUGCAUUUACCAAUAUCUAGGUUUACUGAACAGGAAACCACUACAAAGGGCAGUUAACCCCUUGGGCACACUGACAACCCAACUGGUUAAUACCACAAAUCCAGCUUUUUCCACCCAUCACUGAGAAGGCAAUAGACAGUUGCCUCCAUUUAACCUGACUGCAUCUGGCAUGUGGUUAAGCCUUAGGAUUGUGAAGGAUAAGCGGAACUAAAAGAAAAAGACAAAUAAAAAAUAAAGUUUACAUAAUCUUUUGCUGUGAAGUGCAUUUAAGUGUUUAUUGGCUUGAUGCAGUAAUAUAGACACAGAGUUGCUACUUAAUAAUGGUAAUGUAGAUUAAUGUAAUUUAAGCAUUGAAAUUUAUAGAAACAGGUGAAAAAAACUUAGUGAGCUAUUAAGUUGUUCUCUUCUUGUGUUUCCUUUGUUUGUUUUAAUAUAAAUCUAUAUAUAUAAAUAUAUAAAUACAUAUAUAAACACCAGAAAUUAUUUUUAAUAGCUUACGGGGAUCAUUGUUUUGUUACUAGUUCUUCAGACUACAUGCUGCUCUGUAUUCGAAGAGUGAAUGUGGUUCAUUUCUUUCCAAAUCAAUGCAGUCUUCUCAGUGAUAGUUUAUUGAAACCCCCAGUGCUCCUGCUAUUCCAACAAUAAACGACUUACCACGGGCAUGCAUUGUACUUAUGAUUUUAUGAUUUUUUUUUUUAAUGUCACCAGUGAAACCACUUCAUUUUAACUGUCCUGCUAGUGUAACUUUGCUUGUAUAUAGUAUGUGCAGUCCUUUGUUUAACAUGACUAGCAUUUUAUAUUAAAGGCUUUUACUGCAUCUGAACUUCGCAUUCGUAUUUACCAUAAGUCCGAUCAUACUUAUUGUAAAUGUAAUUAAUGCUGCGAUUAGAUCAUUUAAAAAUAAAAAAAAGGUAUAUUUUUUA
This is a messenger RNA of Xenopus laevis (African clawed frog), 4051 nucleotides long. It is a transcript of the gene ccnt2.L, whose product is annotated as cyclin T2 L homeolog. Gene Ontology annotation, cellular component: nucleus. The transcript is spliced from 9 exons. The coding region runs from base 135 to 2321 and encodes 728 amino acids. The record is from RefSeq and is a predicted model, not a curated record. Gene Ontology annotation, biological process: regulation of transcription by RNA polymerase II. NCBI's taxonomy places the organism in Eukaryota, Metazoa, Chordata, Amphibia, Anura, Pipidae. Gene Ontology annotation, molecular function: cyclin-dependent protein serine/threonine kinase regulator activity.